This is a messenger RNA of Caenorhabditis briggsae, 966 nucleotides long. Gene Ontology annotation, cellular component: membrane. The record is from RefSeq and is a predicted model, not a curated record. Gene Ontology annotation, molecular function: G protein-coupled peptide receptor activity. NCBI's taxonomy places the organism in Eukaryota, Metazoa, Nematoda, Chromadorea, Rhabditida, Rhabditidae.
AAUAACACAGUAAUUUAUUUAUGCACUAUUCUAACUGGGCUAGUAGAAUUUACAAAUGCUUUCGCUAGCCUUGAUAUUUAUAUUUUUGUGAGUAGUGUCGUCAUAAACCUCUGCCACUUUUCAAUCUUGACUAGAAAAUCUAUGAGAUCGACAUCUAUAAAUUUGGUUAUGGCGUCUGUGGCCGUCGCAGACAUCCUUUCCCAGAUUUACGGAAUUUAUCGUAACGUUGAAGUCUAUUUAGAAUCCCAGUGUUAUGAUUUUUGGUACUAUUUGGUGUUCUAUGAAAAUAAACUCUUCUGGCUACAAACUACAGUAAGAAGGUAUUCCACGUUUUUGGGAUUCAGCAUCUCUCUUAUCCGAACUCUAGUGAUACGGUACCCCAUGAGCUCGAAUCUCGAGAAAUUGCCUCAACCUAAAACCUCAUUGUAUUUUAUCACUGCAGUGAUUUUUAUUACCCUACCUUCCACUGUGCUUGGAUUUUUUGAAUAUUCUGAAAUGUAUAAUGGAGAAAUGGAAUGUGAAAAUGAACAAGGAGGAAAGUAUAACUCUUAUUUUUCUACAUACUCAGAUUUCUUAAAAACAAUCACUUUUGUUUUUUGUCAGAUCAUUCCUUGCCUCUUAUAUCCCUUUUCAACUUUUCUACUAGUUUUGGAACUUCGAAAAGCCACGGAGUCCCGUAAAAGGCUAUCAUCAGGCCAGAAAAAUCUUGAUUCGAAUCGAACUACGAAACUAAUACUGUACCUCACUCUAACAUUUUUCGUUGCCGAAUUCCCCCUUGGUAUAAUAUUCCUUGUGGAUUCUUCUCUCACUUUUCAGGAGGAUUUUUACUUCCUCUCGAAUGUCCUCUUGUUUUCUUUUUAUAAUUUUUUCUCCGUAUUAUUAUCUCUAAACACAUGUUUCCAUAUGUUUAUUUGUUUGGUAAUGUCCACUCAAUAUCGAGAAGCUGUGAAAGGAAUCGUUUUUUGU